Molecule: messenger RNA, 435 nt
Organism: Mycotypha africana
Lineage: Eukaryota; Fungi; Mucoromycota; Mucoromycetes; Mucorales; Mycotyphaceae
Product: 60S ribosomal protein L38
Exons: 4
Coding region: 30-239 (69 amino acids)
Biological process (GO): translation; protein-RNA complex assembly
Cellular component (GO): cytosolic large ribosomal subunit; ribosome
Molecular function (GO): structural constituent of ribosome
Source: RefSeq, a predicted model, not a curated record
CCUCUUUCAGCAAGGUAUAAAUUCAUCCAAUGCCCAAGCAGGUUGUGGACAUUAAGAAUUUCCUCGAAAUCACCCGCAGAAAGGACGCCACUUCUGCUCGUGUCAAGAAGAACGGUGACAAAUACAAAUUCAAGGUUAGAUGCUCUCGCUAUUUGUACACCCUCGUUGUUAACGAUAAGCAAAAGGCUUUGAAGCUUAAGCAAUCUCUUCCUCCUGCUCUCAGUGUCCAAGAACUUUAAAUUGAUUCAUUGAUGUGUUCAGUAUUGCCUUGUAUUUUUCGUUCACUGCUAUUCAGAACUUGUAAUAAAUGCUGAAAGUGGACUAUAUGUCAAUACAUCUAUUUCUUCAAGUCAGUGAUUACAGUUAUCAACUUUUUACAAUAUGUUUGAGUUUGGGGUGGAGGUUUUUGAAUCAAGGCUUCAAAAUCAGCCACUG